GGUUUCAAGCGUCAUCAGGACAUCCUGGAUGGCUACAACUUCCUAGUGCCAACUCCAUGGCAGUUUGUGACGACAUCCGGGAACGAUGUAUUCUAUCGCAACCCUUACGAUGUGGAGCAGACCCUGUUUGUGGACGUGAGCUCCCCCACCUCUACAAAGUUUACGGCGGUGACUGAUUUGAAGAGCCCCCAGGAUGCUGCCGAGGGCCUCCUGAGUCAGUUCAAAAAGGAGUACAUGUCCACCCGGCUGGGAGUGAAGCGGAAGGCCGAGAUCACGAGUGCCACUGAGCGCACUGCCGACGACGGCAGGAUCUAUUACGACAUAAGGCUGCGAGCCCGGUCCUACGCCUCACGCAACCAGCUGGCCGUGUCCCAGAGAGAGAUCGAUGCCGGCACCGAGCUGGAGUGGGACAGGCAGUACCUGACGGUGCUGGGGACGGCCAACGGCCGCCUGUACAGCAUGCGGUUGCAGGCACCCAUGUCGGCUGUUGAGGGGCCAGGGGGCGAGACCCUACAGAAGGUGGCCGACUCCUUCAGAUGCACCACCGUUGAAAGCUGA
Molecule: messenger RNA, 558 nt
Organism: Auxenochlorella protothecoides
Lineage: Eukaryota; Viridiplantae; Chlorophyta; Trebouxiophyceae; Chlorellales; Chlorellaceae
Product: PsbP domain-containing protein 1, chloroplastic
Exons: 3
Biological process (GO): photosynthesis
Cellular component (GO): photosystem II oxygen evolving complex; extrinsic component of membrane; photosystem II
Molecular function (GO): calcium ion binding
Source: RefSeq, a predicted model, not a curated record